Zalophus californianus (California sea lion) is the source of this 2215-nucleotide messenger RNA. RefSeq names its product ChaC glutathione specific gamma-glutamylcyclotransferase 2 (gene CHAC2). Bases 76 to 594 code for a protein of 172 amino acids. Gene Ontology annotation, biological process: glutathione catabolic process. The record is from RefSeq and is a predicted model, not a curated record. Gene Ontology annotation, molecular function: glutathione specific gamma-glutamylcyclotransferase activity; gamma-glutamylcyclotransferase activity. NCBI's taxonomy places the organism in Eukaryota, Metazoa, Chordata, Mammalia, Carnivora, Otariidae. Gene Ontology annotation, cellular component: cytoplasm. The transcript is spliced from 2 exons.
AUCCCCACUGGUGCCGGCAAGGUAGAGACCAAAGCUGAGAGUCGACCGCCGCCGCAGCGGAGGAGCAAGGGAAGGAUGUGGGUUUUUGGUUAUGGGUCCCUGAUCUGGAAGGUGGACUUCCCUUAUCAGGACAAGAUGGUCGGAUACAUCACAGGCUACAAAAGGCGCUUCUGGCAGGGAAGCACCGACCAUCGCGGGGUCCCCGGCAAGGGUUGUGUUUGGGGUGUUGCUUAUAGACUGCCAGUAGGAAAGGAAGAAGAAGUAAAAGCAUACCUUGACUUCAGAGAAAAAGGAGGCUACAGGACCACGACAGUCAUUUUUUAUCCAAAAGAUCCUACAACAAAACCAUUCACUGUGUUGCUAUACAUAGGAACAUGUGAUAAUCCUAAUUAUCUUGGUCCUGCACCUCUAGAAGACAUUGCUGAACAAAUUUUUAAUGCAGCUGGUCCAAGUGGAAGAAAUACAGAAUAUCUUUUUGAACUUGCAAAUUCAAUUAGGAACCUUGUGCCAGAAGAUGCAGACGAGCAUCUUUUCUCUUUGGAAAAAUUAGUAAAGGAACGUUUAGAAGGAAAACAGAACCUCAAUUGCUUAUAAAGACGUAAUCACUGACUUUUCCAAACAAGCAGAGCUUUUAGUCUUCAGAGAAAAGCUAUAGCCUCAUGCACGCUGGCAAUAUGAUUUGGAAACAUGUUUACUUGAAGGUCUUAUUUAUUUUUAAUGUUGCAGUCAAGAUAUGAUCAAAAUGCGCAGUUUAAUUUCAUGUAUCCUGAAACAUAAAUAUUUAAAAUACUGGGAUAUAAAGAAAAAAUUCAAGUUUUAAUAAUAUAAUGGUUUCCUAACUAUAUGAUAUUGAACACUGGCUCAUAAGAAGUGAGUUCUUUAGAAAAAUACAAUGAAGGACUCAGUUCAGAGCUUGUUUUUAUCAGAGUAAAAAUAAUUCUGUUGUUUCAUAUCACAAAACUAUUUUGAAGUUGUAGAGAAUUAAACCAAAGUCCAGUAAAUAUAAUAAGGUAAUAUCUUCAAUAUAUUCCUAUACGAUAAUUGUGUAACCAUGGUUUAAAAUAUAUAAACUUAAAAUAAUGUGUAGUUAGAAAUACAUGGUAAUUAGACAAGAUUUCAACCUUCAUUGUGAAUUUCCUUGUUCGGGUAUUAAAUAAGACCCUUUCCAAUGUAAGUCAAAAAGACUGGCAUUUUUAACAUAAAAAUUUCCUUGGAAUUAUAAUGUACUCUACCUCCCCUUUUUUGAAUAAAUGCAUUUUACUACAUGGAAAAAAACUCAUUCAGCUAAAAAGGCACAAAUUACAUUAUACGAAUCAUGUCCACUAACAAUGCAGUAUGCCAUUCAGUCACUUUGUAUCAAUCUUAUACUGAAACUUAAAGAGAGAUGGCCUUUCUGAUAUUACAAAUUAACAGAAACAUACAUAUAAUGAAAGUCUGGUGUUUGAAAUGACCUUUAGAAUUGUAGUUUUUUUUUUUUUAAACUACUAAGGUGGCAUUACCUAAUCAUUUGCUACACAGGCUUUUUUUUCCUUCUUAUAUCUUGUCACCAAAACAAAGGUAUCCACUUAGUACUGUUGAUGAUGCUACUCAAAUAGGAAAGUUACAUGUGCAUUAUUAACUCAUGUAGAACUUAAUUCUAAUCAAGAUAAUCUGUGUUAUAGGUUCCUUCUUUCUCAAUAGGACAGUCUCUCUCAAAUCUUUUAACAUAAAAAGAAUUUCAGAGUCCAGAGUGCCCAUUACACUAUGGAACCCACUUUAACAUAAGAAUUUCAGUGUCACAUUAAAUUUAUGAAACUUAAUAAAAACUCUUCAAACCCCAGCAUAACUAGUAUUAAUACAGAAAAUUUUCACAUUAAACAAAGUCAUCCUACACAGUAGGAAAAGUAGUCCUUUCCAUAUUUUUCUUAUUAACACCUAACUUGGUAAUUUCCUCAGCUAUAUAACUAUUUUAAAUGAUUUCCCAACAUUUUCAAUAUUAGUUUUCCAGAAGGCAUUUCACUUGUCCUGUAAAACAAGAAAAGGAGUUAACAUUCAUUAAUGAGUAUCUCAUAAAGAUAUGCUAGGCACUUUACACAUGGAAGCAUUUUCUGGGUAACUUCUCUGAGCUUAUUUCCAUAGUACCUUGCACAGUUACACACAUAUGUUAAGUAGCAGAAAUCCAGGUCUCUCUCACUCUAAAACACAAGACCUUUCUACAGUAUAUUUAAAAACCCAC